This is a messenger RNA of Malurus melanocephalus (red-backed fairy wren), 1067 nucleotides long. RefSeq names its product HAUS augmin like complex subunit 1 (gene HAUS1). NCBI's taxonomy places the organism in Eukaryota, Metazoa, Chordata, Aves, Passeriformes, Maluridae. The record is from RefSeq and is a predicted model, not a curated record. The transcript has 9 exons. Gene Ontology annotation, biological process: centrosome cycle; spindle assembly. Gene Ontology annotation, cellular component: cytosol; HAUS complex. The coding region runs from base 15 to 887 and encodes 290 amino acids.
AGGCGCUGCGCGGGAUGGCGGCGGCGGCGGGAAUGUCGGACCGCGAUACUUUUGAGGAAAAACUCAUAAGGGUUACUAUAUGGCUAAAGAAAAUAUAUGGGAAUGCCCGUGUUCCACAGUAUGAGGUGAAUAGAAGGACAGUGGACAUUUUGCAUGAAGUUAUGGAAUGCAAUGAAGAGAGAGACAAGGAUAUUUCAUUGCUGAUAGAGGACUUUAAGGAACGGGAAGCCAAGUAUGAAACAGAAGCUCAGAACUGGGAGGAUAUUCUUGUAGAAAGUCUGGGUCUUUCUGUUUUCUCUCUGUCCCAAGAAGGCACCACAGCCCUCGAAGACCUGGURGAAAGUGCUAUGGCACUUGAAGUGGAGGACACAUCUCUUACCAGCUUCUACUGUGCCAUCAUUAAUAGGACCUCGGAACUGUUUAAAUUAAAAUCAAAAAACCAAGAAAUGGAAUGGAAAGUGAAGACCCUCACGAAAAAACURACUUCAGCACUGACGUUGGAAAAGCAGUUGGAGGCGGAUGUUAAAAAAUUAGAGAAAUCUCAGGCAGCAGAAAAGGCCAAAGCUAAGAGUCGAUCCAAUAACUUGAAAUUCCUAGAAGCUAAAUCUCAGGAUAUUAAAAUCAGGAUCUGCGAUGCUGAGGAGACGGUUAUUGCUGCGGGGUUGGACCAAUCCCUGACGCAUGAGGCGCUCAUGAAAUUUUCUGAGGAAGUGGCUGCACUGCAGCAAGAAGUUGUGCCGUUGAAGAAGGAAGUGAUGUCCUACCAUGAUUUACCUCCAAGCAUUGCCCUGGCACGAGUGAAGGUUGAAGAAGUGAAAAAAGAACUUAAAGCCUUGGAUGACGAGCUCACAAGGCUGAUCGAGGCUGUGCCUUUCGAGCUGACAUAGCCCAGCAAACUCCAGUUCACCUGAAGUGGCYUACAUGAAACAUGAUUUUCCUACUUACUUGCACUAGCAAUGCAUUUCUGAAUUCUUACUGGACUGUAGUAGCUUCCUGCUGUGUUCUUCUUUCUAUUGGUGUUGUUUUUGUAGAUAUCACCUAUUCUUCACUAAAUAACUUUCAAACUU